UGACUGCAUUCAUCUUCAAUCCCACCUUCACGAACCCAAGGGCCUACACGAGCUAUGGGAUGUUGAUAUCAUUGCUGUUACAAGAGGGCCGGGAUUAGGUCCCUGUCUGGGCGUUGGCGUAGAUGCAGCUAAGAGUCUAGCUGUGUUUUGA
Paraglomus brasilianum is the source of this 151-nucleotide messenger RNA. Lineage: Eukaryota; Fungi; Glomeromycota; Glomeromycetes; Paraglomerales; Paraglomeraceae. The record is from the annotation of a GenBank genome assembly.